AUGUGGUGGAUGAGAGUGAUAUUGGUACUACUGUUUCCAUUUUUGCUUAUACUACAGCAAGGUAGUAGUAGUACUAUUGAGCAAGAGCAUACAUGUCAACCUUCAUCUUGUGGUAAAAUUUCCAGUAUAAGUUAUCCAUUCCGAUUAACAGAUGACCUGAAACACUGCGGAGAUAACCGGUAUGAGCUAUCAUGUGAAAAUAAUGUGACAACUUUAUAUUUAUACUCUGCAAAAUAUCAUGUCCAGUCCAUCAAUUACAACAAUUUCACAAUCAGACUGGUUGAUCCUGGAGUUCAAGAAUCUAAUUGCUCUUCACUUCCUCUCAAUUUCUUGUCGCAGUCAAAUUUCUGUGAUACUUAUGAACUUGGGAAGAAAUAUUGCAUGGAUCCAUACCAAGCAUUGGGAUAUUAUGGUGAUGAACUUGUUUUCGAGCAUAUAGUAUACUUGAAUUGUAGCCAUCAAGUUACUAACAAUCAUAAAUAUGUGAAUACUACUUCGUGUCUCGAUCAGAACUCGGAAGGGUAUUAUAUUUAUGCUAUGGCUGGUGAUUUAAUUGCUCAAGAUUUUCAAGUUGGUUGUCAUGUAAAAUUGGUUACACCAACUUCUUGGUUGAAAAAUUUGGAAAGAAAUCAAGAAAUUUCUUCCUAUGAUUUCAUUCAUAAGGCGUUAGUGUAUGGAUUUGAGAUUUCAUGGUUGAAUCUUCCAUGUAAGAAUCUUCAAUGUGGAGAUUCGAUACGUUGCAUCUUCAAUUCCAACCAGAAAGUUCUAUGCUAUGAUCGCCCCUGCAAUAAAUCCUGGGGAGGAAUGACAUUGUUUAUUGCCUUAUUGAUAUGCAAAUGGAGGAAAAGGCAUUUGUCAAUUUUUGAAUAUAUUGAAAUAUAUCUACAACAACAAAACAAUCUCAUGCCCAUUGGAUAUUCAUACAAAGAAAUCAAGAAAAUGGCUAAAGGUUUCAAAGACAAGUUGGGUGAAGGAGGCUUUGGUACCGUGUUCAAGGGGAACCUACGAAGUGGGCCUUGUGUGGCAAUCAAGAUGUUGGCUAUGUCGAAAGGAAAUGGACAAGACUUUAUUAGUGAAGUAGCAACUAUCGGAAGGAUACAUCAUUUGAAUGUCGUGCAAUUAAUCGGAUUUUGUGCUGAGGGAUCCAAACGUGCUCUUGUUUAUGAAUUCAUGCCUAAUGGAUCUCUUGAUAAAUUCAUUUUUUCCAAAGAAGGAAGCAAAAAUAUAAGCUAUAGCCAAAUUUUCGACAUAUCAAUUGGAGUAGCUCGUGGAAUUGCUUAUCUUCACCAUGGAUGCGAAAUGAAGAUUUUGCAUUUUGAUAUCAAGCCUCACAACAUUCUUCUUGAUGAGAACUUCACCCCAAAAGUCUCUGACUUUGGAUUGGCCAAGCUAUAUUCGGUAGAGAAUAGCAUUAUCACAAUGACUGCAGCAAGAGGUACAAUUGGAUAUAUGGCUCCAGAAUUGUUCUACCAAAAUAUUGGAGGAGUAUCUUAUAAGGCUGAUGUUUAUAGCUUUGGAAUGCUUUUAAUGGAGAUGGCAAACAAAAGGAAAAACCUAAAUGCCAAGGCAGAGCGUUCGAGCCAACUUUACUUUCCUUUAUGGAUUUAUGAUCAAGUUGAAAAAGGGAAAGACAUAGAAAUGGAAGAUACUACCGAGGAAGAAAAGAAAAUAGUAAAAAAGAUGAUCAUAGUUGCACUUUGGUGUAUACAAUUAAAACCAGAUGAUCGUCCAUCAAUGAACAAUGUAGUGGAGAUGCUACAAGGAAAUAUUGAAAGCCUUAACAUACCUCCAAAGCCAACCCUUUAUCCAGAUGACACAAUUACAAAUGACGAAAGAAACAACUUUGAUCAAAGAAGUUCGAGUAAUUACACUAGUUCUUAUGAUUCUGUGGAAAUAUCAACUAAUUCUCUAGUAGAGAAUAUUGCUUGAAUUAAUGUUUCUAUAUUUUUUUCUAUUGUAUUUCAUUUCCAAUGUUAGAAAAACCGAAAUCUUCAUUUGACGUCCCUAGAUAUGUAAUAUUAAAAUCUCAUUCUACUCU
This is a messenger RNA of Trifolium pratense (red clover), 2038 nucleotides long. RefSeq names its product rust resistance kinase Lr10-like. The coding region runs from base 1 to 1929 and encodes 642 amino acids. Gene Ontology annotation, molecular function: polysaccharide binding; ATP binding; protein kinase activity. Gene Ontology annotation, biological process: protein phosphorylation. The transcript has 2 exons. Lineage: Eukaryota; Viridiplantae; Streptophyta; Magnoliopsida; Fabales; Fabaceae. The record is from RefSeq and is a predicted model, not a curated record.